Lottia gigantea (owl limpet) is the source of this 1239-nucleotide messenger RNA. RefSeq lists its product as hypothetical. The annotation marks the transcript as partial. Gene Ontology annotation, biological process: G protein-coupled receptor internalization; signal transduction. The record is from RefSeq and is a predicted model, not a curated record. NCBI's taxonomy places the organism in Eukaryota, Metazoa, Mollusca, Gastropoda, Lottiidae. Gene Ontology annotation, molecular function: G protein-coupled receptor binding. The transcript is spliced from 12 exons. Gene Ontology annotation, cellular component: cytoplasm.
AGAGUUUUUAAGAAAAGCAGUCCAAAUGGAAAGAUUACGACAUACCUAGGAAAGAGAGAUUUUGUUGAUCAUCUUACUCACACAGAUCCCAUAGGCAAAGAUGGAGUUGUUCUAGUGGAUCCAGAAUAUCUGAAAGAUAGGAAAGUGUUCGUUCAUGUAUUGGCAGCUUUCCGAUAUGGACGAGAAGAUUUGGAUGUAUUGGGUCUUACUUUCCGUAAAGACCUGUAUCUAUCUACAAUGCAGGUUUUUCCACAAGUUAAAGAACAACAGAAACCAUUAACAAGACUUCAAGAAAGGCUGAUUAAAAAACUUGGACCAAAUGCUUACCCAUUUUAUUUUGAAAUGCCGGCUAAUGCCCCAGCCUCUGUAACCUUACAACCAGCUCCAGGAGAUACAGGGAAACCUUGUGGUGUUGAUUACGAGUUAAAAACAUUUGUAGCAGAUAAUGUUGAUGAGAAACCACACAAGAGAAACUCCGUCCGGCUGGCGAUUCGUAAACUUACUUAUGCUCCAGAAGAACCUGCACCUCAGCCCAGUGCUGAAAAUGUCAAAGAUUUCAUGAUGAGUCCUGGUAAUAUUCGAUUAGAAGCUUCACUGGACAAAGAGAAAUAUUACCAUGGUGAAAGUUUGAAUGUUAAUGUUCUCGUUGAUAAUAAUACCAAUAAAACAGUCAAGAAAAUCAAAAUCUCAGUUCGCCAGUUUGCUGAUAUAUGUCUGUUUUCCACGGCACAAUAUAAAUGUACUGUAGCAGAAUUGGAAACUGAAGAAGGAUUCCCCAUUCAACCUAGUCAAACAGGAUUUUGUAAGGUUUAUCAUUUGACACCAUUAUUGGCUAAUAAUAGAGAUAAGAGAGGUCUAGCUCUGGAUGGCAAACUCAAACAUGAGGAUACAAAUCUAGCUUCCUCAACAAUUAUGACAGACAGUAGUCAAAAAGAAAGUCUAGGUAUUGUUGUCUCAUAUAGAGUUAAAAUCAAGCUUAUUCUUGGAUUUGGCUCAGGUGAUCUAUCAGUAGAGUUACCAUUUACUCUAACUCAUCCUAAACCACCAGAGUCUCCAGCACCAUCAAGAGCACCUAGUAUAGCACCAGCAGAAGACGGUGAAGCGCCAGUUGAUACAAACUUGAUACAACUAGAUACCAAUGGUGAAGCAUUCUAUGGAGAUAAAGAUGAUGAUUUUAUAUUUGAAGAUUUUGCUCGUCUUCGCUUGAAAGGUCAUGAUGGUGAUGAUACUGAGGCAUAA